This is a messenger RNA of Rhinolophus ferrumequinum (greater horseshoe bat), 4279 nucleotides long. It is a transcript of the gene POFUT3, whose product is annotated as fucosyltransferase 10. NCBI's taxonomy places the organism in Eukaryota, Metazoa, Chordata, Mammalia, Chiroptera, Rhinolophidae. The record is from RefSeq and is a predicted model, not a curated record. Gene Ontology annotation, molecular function: alpha-(1->3)-fucosyltransferase activity. Gene Ontology annotation, cellular component: Golgi membrane. The transcript has 5 exons. Bases 552 to 1988 code for a protein of 478 amino acids.
UCACUGCGCGCUCACGCAGCAUUGGUUUUGUCCCGGGUUCAGCAUGGGACCGCAAACGCGGUUAAUAACCCGGUGUAAUCCCGCGCUGGAGGCGUCCGAAUCCCGGAACGCGGAGGUCGAGAGCGGCCGACGCACCCUUAUCCGACGCGCAGUUCGUGACCGCCCCGCCCGCCAGGCCUCCUGUCUACCCGGCAUUUCGCUCCGCAGAGGCGCGGACCGCCGCCUGCCGGGCCUUAGUGCUAACGGUCAGGGCUGCAUUGUUAUUUUUCCUUCACCUAAGAGUUUUUUGAUGUCGUCUGGUCUGAAGAAUCGCCAGCAGCUCUGAUGAUAGCUUAAGAAGACUGCAUGCUGUUCCCUCUCAAUGCCAAGCCAGGCCCACUGGAAACCUCGGAUCUCAGUCCUUCAUGGAGACCAGGGCCCAGCAGGAAUGGCAAUGGAGGAAAUUGGCACCCAGAUGGUCCCUCCACGUGAGAUUGUCUCAGGCUAUGGGCUGACUGGAGAACACCUGGUAGCCAGGCUAGCCCUCUGUCAGUCACCCAGGGCAGAGCAGCAUGGUGCGGGUUCAGAGGAGGAAGCUUUGGGCAUCUUGUCUGUGCAUCACAGCUACCAUCUUUCUGCUUGUCACACUCCAGGUAGUGGUGGAGCUGGGAAAAUUGGAAAGGAAGAAGUUUAAAAAUUCCAAUUUACGAGAUGGACAUGCAAAAAUGGAGGAAGAGCCUACACAUCUCUAUCCAUUCCCUAAGAAAGAAGCACUGACCCUGAAUAGGAAAACAAAAUUGGACACUGAUAAGUACCCCGUUAUGCUCUGGUGGUCCCCAUUGACUGGGGAAAGUGGAAGGCUGGGCCAGUGUGGAGCAGACGCCUGUUUCUUCACCAUCAACCGGACCUACCUACGUCAUCACAUGACGAAAGCCUUCCUCUUCUAUGGUACUGACUUCAACAUAGAUAGCUUACCUCUGCCUCGGAAAGCCCAUCACGACUGGGCCCUUUUUCACGAAGAAUCUCCAAAAAACAAUUAUAAGCUCUUUCACAAGCCAGUCAUCACCUUGUUCAACUACACUGCUACAUUCAGCCGGCAUUCCCACCUGCCACUAACCACUCAGUACUUGGAGGGCAUAGAAGUCCUGAAGUCACACCGAUACCUGGUCCCCUUGCAGUCCAAAAACAGCCUUCGAAAAAGACUUGCUCCACUGGUGUAUGUGCAGUCAGACUGUGACCCACCGUCAGAUAGGGACAGCUAUGUUCAAGAGCUGAUGACUUACAUUGAGGUCGAUUCCUACGGCGAGUGUUUACGGAACAAAGAUCUCCCUCAGCAGCUGAAAAAUCCAGCCUCCAUGGAUGCCGAUGGCUUCUAUAGGAUCAUUGCACAGUAUAAAUUUAUCCUUGCUUUUGAGAAUGCGGUUUGCGAUGACUACAUCACUGAGAAGUUCUGGAGACCUCUGAAACUGGGGGUGAUCCCUGUGUACUAUGGGUCCCCCAGCAUCACAGACUGGCUCCCCAGUAACAGAAGUGCCAUUCUCGUCUCAGAAUUUUCUCACCCUAGAGAACUGGCCAGUUACAUCAGACAGCUGGAUUAUGAUGACAGACGGUACGAGGCCUACAUAGAAUGGAAGCUGAAGGGUGAGAUCUCCAACCAGCGACUCCUCACAGCUCUCAGGGAACGGAAGUGGGGAGUGCAGGACAUUAACCAAGACAACUACAUCGAUGCAUUUGAGUGCAUGGUGUGCAACAAGGUGUGGGAUAACAUCAGGCUUCAGGCAAAGGGCUUACCACCCAAAAGAUGGAAGGCAGAAGUUACUCACCUGAGUUGCCCGGAGCCUACAGUGUUUGCUUUCUCACCUCUGGCUCCACGUUGGAGGUCUCUGCGAGAGAUGUGGAUACCCAGCUUCGAACAGUCCAAGAAAGAAGCCCAGGCACUAAGGUGGCUGGUUGAUAGGAAUCAAAACUUUUCAGCUCAAGAAUUUUGGGCCCUAGUAUUUAAGGACUAAUUUCAAAAAGUUUCAGAAUGCUAUAGACGAGAGACUUUUGGAGGUUUAUUUUCUAGGUUGCCUUAAUAUUUGAAUAGCAUAGCUACUCUGUUGACUAUCCUUUAGGAUAAGAAUUGCUGCAGUACUCAUAAUGAGCCUUACGAAAAAAUAGAUAUGAAUUACCCUUAGGGGGUCACCUCUAUAUUUUUUACACACAAAAAGUAAAUACAGUAGUUUCCCCUUACAUGCGGUUUUGCUUUCCAGGGUUGAAGUUACAGUCAACAGCAGUGCGAAAAUAUUAAAUGGGAAAUCCAGAAAUAAACAAUUCAUAAGUUUUAAAUUGCCUGUCGUUCUGAGUAGUGUGAUGAAAUCUCGCGAGUCCUGCUCCGUCCCAUCCAGGACGUGACUCAUCCCUUUACCCAGCGUCUCCACGCUGUGAACGCUCCCCGCUCGUUAGUCACGCUGUAGCCGCCUGGGUUAUGGGAUCGGCUGCCCUUGUGUCACUGUGUUUGUGCUCAAGUUCACUGUUAUUUUACUUACUCAUGGCUCCAAAGUGCAAGAGUAGUGAUGCCGCCAAUUGGGACGUGCCGAGAGAAGUCGUGAAGUGCUUCCGUUAAGUGAAAAGGUGAAAGUCCUCAACAUUUUAUCAUCUCACAUCACAAGAAGGGUGAGUAGAGUACAAUAAGGUAUUUUGAGAGAGAGACCACAUUCACAUACCUAUUAUUGCAGUAUAUUGUUAUAAUUGUCAUGUUUUGUUGUCAGUUAUUGUUGUUAAUCUUACAAUAAUUACAGUGCCUAAUUUACAGAUUAAACUUGAUCAUAAGUCUGUAUGUAUAGGAAAAAGCAUAGCAUAUAUAGGGUUUGGUACUCUCCGUGGUUUCAGGCGUUCACUGGCGGUCUUGGAACGUGUCCUCCGUGGAUAAGGGGGGAAUACUGUAUUUCUCAUGGACACUGGUCACAUUCAGUUCACAUGUCUGCACCCAUGCACUUGCUGCCUCUUGUGGAAGCUCACCUAAUGUAGAGUUCUUUCCUCGCUGCAAGGGAGGCGGAGGGUGUAGCUGUGGAUUCUUGAUACUCACCUCACUAUGUGCAGUUUAUUGGUAUUUGGCAAACCAGUGUCCUGAUGCUGAGCAUGAACAUGACAUGUAUUAGAACUCAGCAAUGAGAGAGUUCAUCUGUUGUUGGUUUCCAGGGAUGUAAAUUAGUAAUAAAAGCUGUGUGAAGUUUAUCUGCUGUCCACCCUUUAAGUCAAAAGCACACAGGCAUGACUCUACCUUCUCCACUCUCUCAGCCACCUCUCUAACCUUUCUUAUUUUUAUUUUGCUAUGUAUCCUCCUUCAGUCCCCCUGCCACCCCAAAGUGGAAUGUCUUGUGAAGACGUGCCUCCUCCUUGUGUGUUUUGAUCAGUGAGAUAAUCCCAUUGUCCCUUGUAUUGCUGAGCAGAAUAAUAAUCAUAUGAUUGGGUCUGGACAGCGUGUACAUUGUGAUCAACGUGAGAGUGGAAGUGAAUGCCCCAAGGAACUCCACUUGCGUUGAAGCUGAUUUGUCUUUUGUUAGGAUGAUGUACAGCCUGAAGUGGUGGGCAGCCCCACAGGUUGUGAGCAUUUCCUGUCAUUUCUGAUUCUGUCACAGACAAGGUUUAGCUGUUUUGUCUGGAGCAUCUGCUGGAGCUCCACAAAAGACAAGGAGAAAACACUGGCUCACAUUUUCUUUCCUUUUGAGGGUAGAGAGGCUUCUGGAUGAUACUAGAGCCUGGUGCCACCGGAUAGGUCAUGGCUUUGGCAUUCUUUACCAUGGAGAGGUGUAAGCUGCAGAGGAGAGGAAGGGUCCCUGAUCAUCAUGUCCCUGAUGUGGCAUAAGGGGGAAACGUACGUGAGCUCCUGCAGCACCAGCUUCCAUGUAUCCCAUGCUUUCUGUGCCUGUCAGGGACAAUCUCUUUCUUAAGGAGCUCUGUGUGGCUGGGCCAGAGGAAUGAGGACUGCAACCAGUACAUUCAUUUUGAAGCAAGAAGGGCCAUAUUGUUUUUGCUCUAUGACUGAGUUCUUUCUCAAUGCCAGCUCUGCCAUUAACUAUGAUUUUAUACAAAUCUCUUAACCUGCCUGGCCUUAGUUUUUGUACCUAACAAGAAGUGAUGAGGCUGGUCUUUAGAGUUCUUCUCUGUGUAACAUUCUUUAAUUGUUUAUCAUAAUUUACAAAGUUUAAUUUUGUAGGUGUUUUUAUUAAGACAGUAACAAACGAUUCCAGAGCCACUGUAUGUUUUUCAAGGGAAGCACACUCUUCUUUGGAGGAAGAAGUAUAUUUAUUGGGUACUA